Messenger RNA from Clonostachys solani, 2133 nucleotides. The record is from the annotation of a GenBank genome assembly. Lineage: Eukaryota; Fungi; Ascomycota; Sordariomycetes; Hypocreales; Bionectriaceae.
AUGACGGGAAAUGUCAGGACAUUGAGUACCGUGGCCGCGGACGCGCCGGACCUGUACCGUCCUUUGGACUCCUCAGUCCCUGAGAUACGGCUUUUCGCCCUAGAGCCCGCACAGUCGGACGAGGGGGCAAUCAUAGGCCAUCUACAAACUGUCCCCCUCGGCUCUGCCCCAGCGUACGAAGCCUUGUCCUACAUGUGGGGGAAGCCAGUCUAUUCCGAACCCAUCACCAUCGCGGGACACACCGUCCUCGUAACCCCAAACCUUGCAGUGGCUCUUCGAGGUCUGCGGUUCCAGGAUAGACAGCGUGUCCUCUGGAUCGAUGCCCUCUGCAUCAAUCAAAAAUCGCUCCAUGAACGUGCCCAACAGAUAUCGCUCAUGAAAGAAAUCUACUCGCACUGCGUCCGUGACCUGCUGUGGCUCGGGCCUCUUUCUAAAUCUGAGACGCAGUCUUAUAUGGCCUCGGAGGAACUCAUGGGUCAAGGCUUUGAGUUGAUACAACACCUCGUCGACCGGGACAUGACGGUGCUGGAUCCCAUGGUGAAAGAGUGGAAGGAUCAUAAACAACUACAGCGUGAAUUUUACCGCUCCAUCGAGAACGAUCUAGACAAUCAGUUCUCAGGGGAUCAAACUACAGAGGGGAAGGAGGAGCAACCCGGGUCACAGGAAACUCACGGCGAGUCACGAGACAAGGACAAGGACGCCAAGAGGCAAGCAGAGGAAGAACAACGUGGAGACGAGGCAGGGAACAAGGCAACUAGAACGGGCAGUGAGGUCCAGGAUUACAUGUUAUCUUCAGAUGAGCAGUGGGCUUUGGAAAGCGCCUUCGACUACCCGGAUGUGCUGCAGCGCUUGUGGGUUAUGCAGGAGCUCUCUCUUGCCCCCAAGGUGCAGCUCGUUGCUGGUCGCCACACGCUCGACUGGGACGUCGUCUCCGAUUUCUUGGGCGACACGCCGUAUGCCGAUGCCUUUCACGGCACGUUUUCUCACGGCAGCGUCGCCCAGAUUUCGUACUACAUGUUUGAGAAAGUCCAGAUCAUCGAUCAUCAAAGACGCAUCUCGAGGCAGGCGGAUCAGGGAGGCGAGUCAAAGCUCCUCGACGUUUUGGCGCGUUUCAGACACACCCAUUGCCUAGACCCUCGCGACAAGAUAUUCGGCCUGCUGGGCCUUGUGACUGACCACAAAGACAUCAAAGUCGACUAUGAGAAGCCUCCAGCGCAAGUGUAUGCCGAGGUCACAGCCUCUCUCAUCAACCAUUCAGGCAACCUAGACGUCAUCUGCCAAAGCCCCUGGAGUUCAAGUCGAGAUUACCGUCGCCCGGCAGAAGGCUCCUUGGGCAACCUGCCUUCUUGGGCGAUCAACUUCUUAGCGGAUGGAGAUAUCGAGCUCUUUGCACAACGAUCCAUCUUCAAUGCUGGGAAACCAAGCUGCGAAGUCCCUUGUCGAAGGGUUGAUGAGGAUGUCCUAGUUGCCAAUGGAGUCAUCGUGGGCCAGGUUGGGCCGAUACUGCAGCACGACUACCCCCAUGAUGGCAAGGACUCUGCUCUUCACCGGAGAUAUGACAGUUCCGCGCACAUCCCCCUUGACUGGAUGCGUCUUUAUCUGAACCACCAGGUUCUAGAUAGAGGAUCAACAGACCAGUGCAUUACGGGCGAGUCCUCCUUCACAGCCUUUUGGCGCACGUUGACAGUCGACUGCGCCGCGUGGCCAACGAUGGCGCGACUGACGUCUCAACAAAUAGAGGAUCAAGAUAUGGCUCUGCGCGAAAAUUGGUCACAAUUCCUUGAUGGCGUGACAGAUGAAGGGACGAACAAGUCCAAUUUGGACAGAGAAUAUUUCUCCACUCCUGACAACAAGCUCAUGUGGGACAGGCUGUAUACACAAUGGUCCUUUUCCACGACAACGAAUGGUCUAUUCAUUAUGAUUAUACCGCCAACAAGAGAAGGGGACGUCAUUGCAUGCCUAGACGGCGCCAAGCUCCCUGUAGUUCUGCGUCCCGUCCAGCGCGAUGGCCUUCAGACAUUUCAGAUUGUCACCGUUGCGUAUGUGCAUGGUAUCAUGGACAUGGAGGCAACAGAGUCUCCAGAGCUCCGCGCGAAGCUCGGCCUGCAAGACCAGGAGUUUUGGAUAGUCUAA